This is a messenger RNA of Pantherophis guttatus, 13725 nucleotides long. Lineage: Eukaryota; Metazoa; Chordata; Lepidosauria; Squamata; Colubridae. The record is from RefSeq and is a predicted model, not a curated record.
CGCCAGUGCCGCAGUAGCCGCUGCCCUGCCUCGCCGCCCGCAGCCCAGCCCGGACCGGCCGCAAGAUCUCUUGUGUCCUCAGCACCGUCCCUUGAAAUGACACGGAACCACAGAAGGAAAGGGCAGCCUUCAGAUGAACAGAUGGAUGUUCCUCACUGAGGCAUGGUGGCAUGUCUCCUUCAGUGCCCUACAUCAAUAAUUGAAAACACUUCUGAUCUUCUCUUGGACUUGCACUGGGGAACACAACCUUGGGAGGAGAGGAACCUGCAAAACAGCUUGUGACAAAAGAAGAAAAUGGUGCUGAAAUAAUCUUAAAAGAGUGGCCAGUUGAGCAGAGCAUGGAGUGAACAACUUGAUGGAUGACCAACAAGAUAAGGAAUGUGCCUCGGAAGACCAAGAAACAAUCUUGAUUAAUGGGGUGAAAGAGGAUGAAUCGAGCAAUCUGGAUGGUGACGACAAACCCCUCCAUGGGGCAGCGGACGCUGCAGCCCCCUUUCUGGCCGUGACGUCCACAGGAGCAGCUCAGAAAGAAAGCCGAUCCCAGCCAGCUCCGACUUCCAAGAAGGCCUGUUGGCUGAGCCCUCCUUCCCCCCUGAGACUGGCUGAUGUCCCCGACCACAUUUCCGAUGACUCCUCCUCCGUCCAUGCCAUUUCCCUCACCUCAUGCGUCACGAAGGGCAUGAGCGCCUGGUCCCUGCCGGGAGACUGUGAGAAGGCCCCCUUCACCAUGAUGGAGCCCGGAAGCAUGUCUGCCUUCACUGGCGACUGCCUGAUGCAGCCGAGUCGGACUUGCCUGGGUUGCUUUAUUGAGUCGAAGGACAGCCUGGAUCCAGAACCCGGCAUAAGCCUGAAAGUGGGCGACAUAAAUAGGGAUUACGACACCUGUUCGGUCUCUGACAUUGGGAUCCACUGCAUGAGCACGGGAGAGACCAUGCGAUACGGGGACCAGCUUCUUUCUGACCAGCUUUUAAGCUUCCCCGUGCAUAAAUCGAGAGCAGCCGACAAACGGGAGGCAGAGAAAUCCGACAGUGACUCGGAGGAUCCGACUCAGAAAAACUAUUACGAGGGAUUACUUUUGGACAAGUGCAAUGGGGAGGAACCUUUACUAACCAACCCCAACCAGGAAUGGGGUUAUUUUGAAUCUUUCAUCAGUGAAAGCAAAAUCGAGCUCCUUGACCUUUGCUCCAAAAAUGAGCUCUCUGUAAAUCUGUUUUCCGAGGAGGAUGUGGAUAAUUACAUGUUUGAUGAUGAUGAUUCAACCUUGGGAAGUGAUGUCUGCUCUUUAAAGAUUCGUUACGAAUCCUUCCAGGACAAUGUGAAGGAGAAAACAGGGGGCCUGCAAGAGGACACCCAGUUUAACUUCUUCCCCAGCGUGUUUAGCGGGUGUCCAAAAAGGGACAGUAGGACUGCUCUGAAGAGGGGACCCCGAGGGGCAACUGAUCCUUCCCAAUUCAAAUCUGAGGAGACCAUCAUCUGGGGGGAAGAGGAGGGGGAUGGACAUCAGGAGGAGGAGGAGGAAGAGGAGGAAGAGGAGGAGGAAGACGAAGAGGGAGGUGAAAGUGAGAAAGUUGCCUUAAACAAAUCUUGCACCAGUACAGAACUUGUACAGUACAUCAGUCCCAAAAGAAAUCACUUCUUGGAACUGGUGAACUCCACAGAGGACUCAGGGGAGUCCAGCGAUGACAGCACCUGCACCGAAUCAUCUUUUGAUGUGCUUCAAGACCUGAAGGACUGCAACAAGUAUCUACCCCGGGACCACUCCAAUUCCUUCAUCCAACAGAACUACGGCCUGCGAGCCAAAAGGAAAGUGCGAUAUAGCGAAGACUACCUUUAUGACGUGGAUUCCAUCGAGAGCGAGAAGAUCGUGGACAAGAAGGAGUGGAUCCCAGACGGUCCCAAGGAAGAAGACGAUGAUGACUGGUGCCCCAAGAAGAGGCGGAAAGUUUCUCGCAAGGAGCCCCCUGUCAUCAUCAAGUACAUCAUCAUCAACCGGUUCAAAGGAGAGAAGCACAUGUUAAUCAAGCUUGGCAAAGUCGACCCCGGCGAGAUGACGGUGACCUUGAGCGAGGAGUUGUUGAGCAAAUAUGCCAGGUUGGCCCCCCUGAAGUCGUUUUGGCAGGAGAGGUGGCAGACCCGGCUCAACUUCCUCAAAUCUGCCCUCUACCAGAAGCAGAGUUUCUAUCUCAACGGCUCCGAGGUGGCCUUCCUGUCCCACCCACGCAAGCGCAAGGGCAAGAUAGCCCACCGGCACCGGAUCCAGAGGAUCAAGGCCAUCGAGCAGCCCGUGGGCAAAGGCAGCUCUUGCUCAUCAGAAUCCAAGCAGCUCUGUUGCAGGAUCACAGACGAGGAAGGGGGCCUGAAGGGGAUCCGGGCCAUGGCCAUCGCGUCCCCCAGCUGCGUCAAUGGCCUCCAUUUGAGCGACAUCGCUGGCCUGGCCCUCCCUCGAGGCAAAGCCCAGGAGAGGGAAUUCAAAGGGCCCGAGAGAAAAGUCUUGCGCAGGAUCAAAUUCAAAAGUGAGGCCAGGUUGAAAUGCAAGCGACUCAAAGCUGCCACCGCUCUGGCUGAGGUUUCGGCAGCCUUGGAGAGCCCAGAGUCGGCCACGGGGUUAAAGGACAAAAGUGCGCCUUGUGCUGCAGAUGGCUCUCCUCUCUCAGAGAGCCAGGAGGACAAACUGGCAAAAAAUGCCCUUUCCUUCCUACCCACCACCUGCACUUCAGACAAGCCAGCCGCAUCUGCUAAUCUGGCAGCAAACGUGCCCCUCAUCCCUGGCGGGUACCUGCAGACGUUACUGGAUGCCUCCGACUUGUCCCACAGCACUGGGAUUGCGUACUUCAGUCCUGCCUCCUCGGAGCCGCAGCAGCAGCAGCAGGAAACCCUCCCCAGCCUCGUUCAAGCAGAGAAGGCCUUCUGUGCCCUGCAGCCUGCCCAGAGCUGCAUUUUGUCCCCACCGUCCGAAUCAGAGUUACAGCAGUCCCCGAGUCCCCUGGAGAUCGAGCCCAGCAACUUCCAAAGUGUUUGGCCGGCCGGCAAGGCAGGCAGCCCGAGCAGUCAAGGCUUUGCUGGGCAGCUCCCAGAUGCCUCCCUGCUUUCGGCCGUAGAGUUUGGGAACUGUGCAGGGUCGGAUGGCCUGCCAGCCUCGGGAUACACCCAGGUCCAUCUGAGCAACAGCAAGUUAUUAUACCAAAAAAAAUUCCUCCUGGAGGGCCAGCAGUUGCAGUCAGAUGACUCCUACCAGUCUUGUCCCUUCGGUAACCGAGAGGGGAAUUUCCCCUUCCAGAGGGGCACGCUCAGCACCGAUGACGGGAGACUUGUGAGCUUCGAUUCGGUGGGCUCCCUUUCCGCCGCCUCUAGCAACUACAGCUCCUUGAGUUUAAAGUCUUGCGAGAAGGAUGGAGAUGAUGAAAUUGCUGAUGACUUCUUAGCCCACUGCAGCCCCAAACUGGUGAUUCAGCAAAGCAUCGAUGAAAUAACGCCCUUGAAGGAGUCCACCGAUCUUCUAGAUAUUUCUAACUUCACCCCCGACAAGUUCCGCCAGUCGUCCCUUUCGGAAAUGUCUCCUCCGGAUACCCCCAACCUUUCCCCACAAAUUGCCGGGCCAGAAACUAAAACCCUGGGGAAUAUGAAGUGUUUCCCGGACGGCUCCCAAGUGGGGUUAAGCAACACCGAGAAGGUGAACUGGAGCUGUGGUGUUCUUCAAGCUCCAGACCAGGCGGAUAAUGGAUUCACUUUAAAUAAUCACCAGUUUCAGUUCCAUAUGUUCACCGAUGAGGAUUCUGUCAGCCUCCUCGAAAAAAACCCAUCCUUGUCAACUUUUAAUGAGCCAUCUGCCCAAGUUAGCACCAAUAGCAAAGCGACAAAAUCCAAGAGGAGAAGUUCAAGUAAUAAAAAUUUGGGUGCCAACCAAAGCCCAACCCAGAAAAACGUUCGGAAAAAAUCCCCCAAAGCCAACAAAGGCUCUGAAAAGGCCCCCAGCAGAAAUUCCAGGCAGUCUCCCAAAACUUCAAGGAAAGGGAAAAACGGGGCAGGGGUUAAUGGGGAAAAGACCCUCGCCCUGGGCGAUAGAGUAGCUGGUCUCUUGAACAGUUCACACUCCUCGUCAAAAACGUUAAUCGAGUCCAUCCAGCAGGGCAGCCCAAACGCCCUCCGGAUAGGGAAGGCCAACGGUCUGUCCGGGGAAUGGCCGCUGGGGAAGGACAGCAGCGGUGGCUGGUCCGAAACCAGCAUAGGAAGUGCCAACAGCCUUCUUGAUGAUGAUCAAAGAGAAUUUGAGGAGCCGUCCAACAUUUUGUCAAACAUUGCAUCUGGCAUGGCAGAUGUUCAGAGAUUUAUGAUGGCCUCCAUCGAGCCCUUGUGGGGGCCUGUCGGCCACAGCGAUGUCUCUGAUCUCUUCCGAUCGCCCGAAUCAAACAGUCUGAAACUGAAAACUCUUAAGAUCCUGGCUGGCACGUCUCCCGAGUCGAAGAAGAAGGUCAACGGCAGCUCUUCGGGAGCGGGACGCAACCACAAAUCGGGGAACAAGGGCUUGAGUAAAACCGGCAGCCGAGCUGCUCCGGGCGAUCCAGGACGUUCCAGUUCAUCGGCCGGCUACGCCACAGACAUUCAUUCUCCUUUUUUUGAUAAAAGCUAUAGUAACCUGAGCACUUUAGCCAAAAAUGAACCUACCCAUAAAAAGCUCUACCGACACAAAUCCACGUCAAAGUCCCUGCGUGACGAGAACUGCAAAGUCAAGCGGGCAGAGAGAGAGCAGGGCCACAAAGGCCCAACCACAGUAGUUUCCUUUGAAAAACUGAGGGAUACAGACUACAUUCUUCUUAAGGCAGAAACAGCAUUUGGGGGUUUACCUGUGUUUGGAGAAGAGCUGCUGUCUUUUUCUAGGAAGAAGUUUGGAGUUUGCUUGGUUUCCCAACCCUUCCCCUGCCCCCCUUUAUUUAAUUCCCCUUUGUUUACCCCACGUCUUUCUUUUGCUCAAAAAGAGGAAAAAAUGCAAUGCCUUGUCAUAUGUCCAAGUGUUUAAAGUGCUGAAAUGGAAAGUUAGAAGUGGUGAGAGCUUUGGAAGCCAAUCUCCUUCCCCUUUUCCAAAGGCCUCUUCUUGUACGAUAAUCGCUGCCCUCUGACCAACACCACAAAUUGUGCCAAACUCCAAGUGUUGUACUGUACAUACUUUUACAUCUCUUCUGGGUUGUGAAUGUUUGGUGGUGCUUUUUCUUUCUUGAUUUCUUUUUUUUUUUAAUUUGACGAUAAACAUUCCGGUGAAACAAUUGGCCAACUCUCUUAGGCAGCCGCCGCCACCCAAAAGUUGAGGAUCUGUUUGCUCCUGAGGUACUGAAUGUUUUACGGACCUACCUGAGUUCUUCUCUGUGCCAAAUUGACUUACCUCAUUGAAUGGCUGUUUUCCUGUAGCUUGCAACUCUAAAGGAGGUGGGGAGAAGGUGGGAGAGGCUUUAAAAAAAUAGGGAUAGCUGGGCCCUCUCCAAAAUCUGAACGAAUACAGAUAUAUAUACAAAUAGAAAACAAGAUAGUAAAAAAAAAAUAAUUAUAAUAUUAAUCACUCAAAGUAACAGAAUUGGAAAUUCAAGCGAUUGCAUUUAGUGGUUUUAAAAGCAGCUGUUUUUCUAUCACCUGUUUUGUUUUGAGCCAAGCCUCCCAGCGGAAGAUAAUUUCAAAAGCAAAGUUGUAUUGUUGGCACUUUGUAUCCGUUUUCUAUAUUUUGUAAUACAAACCUGGGAAUUUUAGAAAAAAAAAAGCCGUCUGAAAAAAAAAAAACCAGAGCGAUGCAUUUCAUAGACACUAUAUUGAUAAUUUCAUUUUGAGCUUUUUUGUAACCAUUUUUAUGCUCCUUGUCGCAGGAAAAACUCGCUGACUCAAAAAUAUGAUGUUUUCUAAAUGUUUUAACCUUUGCAAUGACAAUAUUAUUUGAAGGUUUGUAAAAAAAAAAAAAAAAUUGAAUCAAAUGUAAUUGUUAAUGCGAUUCCAGAUGUAAUGUCAGCCCUCUCACCUGCCAGGGAACGUGGAAUCAACUUCCCAUCAUCCCUAACUGUGAAUGUCCAGGAAUGCAGUCCACACUUCCAGAGGGGCACAGAUGGGGGGAGGGAAGAAUCAAGAUGGCAGUUGCCACCACAUGCAACUACAAAGCCUGUGGGGGCUUCAGUCCAGCCAUCAUGGCUACCAUCUUGGCUUUCCAAACACCCCUCACCCCUCAGGGAGUCUGAUUUACACACCUCAAAGAAAGUUGACCUUCUUGUGAUUGAGGGUCCAGAUUCAGAAUGUUUAAAAAUGGAGCGUUUUCCCCCUACACACGCACACACACACCUCUGAGAGGAAUAAGUGCUGGCUACUUAAGGAAAUACUAUUCCCCCAAAGAUCUUAUUUCGAACCGUAUUCCCUGCCCCAGAUCUCCCUCGAAGGAAAAAAAUGUCUUAACGUUUAUUGCGUACCUGAGCCUGUGUUUUUGCUCUUGAUCUAUGGUGAAACUUGAUGGGGUGGGGGUGGGGGACUUCUUGUAGAGGAGAAGGGAGUGAAUUGAUGCACUGAAAAAGAGUCUUAGGGAAAAGGCUGAUGAACAAUUGAUGGAGUGAUUACAGCAGCCCCCGGGCCAGCUUACUUUUCUUUCAGGAUUCGGGGUUUUAGUUCUGAGAUACCAAAAUGUGUUUGGCUCCCCUCCUUCCACUUCAGUAAAAGAAGAGAAAGCAGAUGCCUAAAAAAAUUCCAGACUAUGUAAGAGAAAGCCAUUCCCCUUACAGGAACCCUCUGAGAGAAGAUGGGUGUAGUAGGCUUGUCCAAGCCCCCUCUUUGUUUACAUAAAAAAUAGUGUUCCUAAUGCCUGUAUCUCUGGAAACAAUACUGUGUGCUAAAGCCCUCCAAUUGGGUUAGACUUCAGUUCCCCUAAUCCUGAGUCAUCACCCUUGAUGGCUCAGGACUAGAGGAGUUGAUAUCCAAGGCAUUUUAGCGCAAUGGUUGCACUGGUUGAUUGGUCAAGGUAAGAAGGACUCACCUUCUAUUUGCUGAUUCCAUGUCAUUGUCCAUACUGACCUGGGAACUAGAAGAAGAAAGCUCUAAUUUCACAAGGAGACUAUGCUUAAGGAUGAACAGAGAGGGCUGGUCCAUUCCAUACCAGCACACAUGGGCUGGACUUUGGAAGGACUCUCACCUGGAGGUCACCAGCCUAAGCACUGCAGGGAGUAGAGACAGGAUCCCUCACCAUUGUCAAGCUUCAAAGACCAACACAGACAACACUGUGAUUCUUCUAAGAAGAUUUUUUUUAUUGUUCCUCACUUGUAGACAGAAUCUUGCCACACUAAAGCAAACUUCUUGCCCCAUCAAAUUUACUUGCCCUCCUUCUGGGAAUACAAACAAUAUCCCCAUCGCAGCCAUCUUCUGGAGGAGGGCAUCAUCCUCCUUAAUAGGGCCUUCAUCUCUUUUCACCAAAGAAAGGUGUGCACCAGGACAUCUUUUGGGAAUAAAGACGGGUGAGGCACCAGGCAGCAUUGCACUCAUGUGAUUGCCUUGCCUUGUUGCACACCAUAGUAUUCUACUUGGGAUGCCAAGGCGGGAUUUCUUUUGCUUUCUUUAACUUCUCCCCAUUCAAUGGGUCUUCUUCACCAUCAACAGAUGUAGGUCAUUCAUUGUUGCAAAUAUCUAGAGCAGCAUCCUGAACAAAUGGGGCCAUUCUCCACUCUCUCAGUAUCAGCAAAGUGGACAGGGAAUUGCUGUCACGUGCCAGGGCUCAUCCCCCUCCGCUUACACCCACCAGUCUAUCACCACUGCUGGACUGAGCCAGGGGCAGAUCUGUUGGACAUCCUGGGCAGAGUUCCUCAACUUCAUCACCUUUAAGCUGGGUGGAUUUCAGCUCCCAGAAUUCCCCAACUAUGCAGCAGGCGCUGAGAUUGAAAAACAUUGGCUUACGGCAAGAGGACUCAAAAUAUGUAGCCUUGCCCCUUUGUGCUUAGCAAAGACGGCAAUGAGUCAAAAUAUGCCAUGUCAAGAACACAUGCAAACGUUCAAGAGCCCAGUGAGAGGUCUGGAGGUCAAGAUCCUAUAUUGUAGCCCACAGGGCAAUUGGCAUCUACGUGGGUCCUUUAAAAAAUGCUUUCGAUGAUUAUGGUCCUGCUGAUAGGAAACAUGGUGGAAUGUCCGUGCAAGGAAGACCAAACCAAAACACCUGGGAGCCACGUGUGCCACAGACCAAACCAUUGUAAAAUAGAUGGGUUGGUGAUCCAUCGGCCCUCCUGUGUGGAAGUUCUAUGCAAAUAGAAAAUAAGCAGGGGAUAUGCAAUUGGAAUAGAAUAAUAGAAUCUUGGAGGUAUUCUAGCCAACCCCUGCCCAACACAGGAAUCCUUAUACCAUCCCUGUCUUUUUUCUCUGUUAUGAAAGAGGUUUCCUUGAAGCUAAGGCUCCCCGCCCACUUCCAAGUAGGUAGCAUUCACAUUGGUUUUCCCCAGAUGCAGUCAAGAGGUACGACUUUAUUUCCACAUGGAAUCCUCUAAAAAGAGGGGUCCAAAUCCCGAAUUAUCAGCUAAAGGAUUUGCAGUACUUUCAAUUCGCAUUUUUUUCUGCCUGUUGAAUCCCUAGCUGAUAAGCUAAAUACAUUUAUUUAGUAAAUGUAUCCUUAAAAUAAAUUUGACUUCCAUCUUUCUCUAUCUAAAUAAGUGUUUUUCAAACUUGGCCACUUUAAGAUGUGUAAAAAUCUAAUACUUUUUUUUCUUUGUUGUACUUUAUUUCAAUUUAUUUUUAUAAAUGCACUUCUUACUUUUUGUCUUUGAUAAUACAUGUAUUUUUAGCUUUGUAUUUUUUUCUUUUCUUUUUUAUUGUUUCAGAAACAAUCAAAGGAUUUUUUUAAAAAAAAGCUGGCUGGGGAAUUUUGGGAAAUGAAGUCCAUACAGCUUAAAGUGGCCAGUUUGAAAAACACUGAUCUAGACCUUUCUCCGUGUGUUCAGCCUUGCAAGGCUGGCCUGCAAUUAGCUCUCUGUCCUUUUUUUUUUUCUUAGUCAACCCCCCCCCAAGCUGCGGGCAUCCUUAAUCUCAACCUGCUCCCUGUUACAGUUCACCGCUAAGUGCUGUGCUUUCCAAAUGCCGUUUCUCAUAUUUUUGGGUGGUUUUUUUUUUUUUUAUCAAAUUCCAUUCAUCCAUUACACUGAUCAAUCUCCCUCCCUCCCUUUCACUCUGACACUUAUUCUCACACUUGCACACAGAGAGAGCUCAGAAUUCCUAGGGAAGCCAGUGUGUUUUGUGCCAACUUAUUCUGUUGGGGUUGGAUCUUUCUGCUACCUCAGCUCCUUGGCAUUCUCACAAGUCCUUUCUCUUUAUGCUUUGGCCAAAAAUGUCACAGCUGUGUUUGAGAUGUGCAUUGGAACAUAGAAUAACAAGGCGGAAAAGGACCUUGGAGGACUUGUAAUCCAACCCUUUGCUCGAGCAGGAGACCCUAGACCAUUCCAGACCAAUGGCUGUCCAGUCUCUUCUUGAAAGCCUCCAGUGAUGGAGCACCCACAACUUCCAGAGGCAAACUGUUCCACUGGUUACCUGUUCUCACUGUUAGGAAAUUUCUCCUUAGUUCCAGGUUGGGUAUGCCUUUUUAUCAGAAAUUGAUUAAAAGCCGUGUAAAUAGGGUCUCAGUCUUGGACUUUCUCCACAUUUCUUCUUUUUCAAACGUAUUUCCACAUCUUGCACAGCCACGUUUCCUCCUGAAUUUGAACUCCUCCCCUGUUCUCUGACCCCUUUCUCUUGCUUGCAACUGUUUUGUCAGUAGCAUCCAGCUAUCAAUCUCCAUUUUUAAUCUUUUCAGGUCAUUUAGCAAUGACAGGAAGAAAGGCAGAGGAUGCUAGACUGGCAGCCCUUCAGAGGAGGACGGGGCAGCCACAGCAAGAUCAUAGAGCAGAUAUGAAUCAGGGACCCCCAUCCUCAAAGGGGCUGCAGCCGAGCCAGCCUGGGAGGGAGGCACUUCAGGAAUUUUAAGGCACCUCUUUUGCGGAGGUCUCAAGCAGCCUUUCUCAACCUCAGCAACUGUAAGAUGUGUGGAUUUUACUCCUUCCAUGAAGAUUCGAAGGCAGAGCAUCCUUUUGAAAAGCUUUUCAGGAUUGUUGGAGAAAGGGGUUCAUUUUUCUCAGGGCUCAAUGGUGUUUCCCAGCAGAUUUUCCAAGAAAUGAGAACCUAUUUUCCUCUCCACCCGUCUGUGCCAAAAAGCAGGAAAUGAACCAAGGAUCCUCCUUUUUCAUUGCCUGUCGCUGUAUGACAAGGGGUUGUCUUCUAAACUGUGGACUGGAACACACGACCAUUUCUUGCGAUCUUAGAUUUAAUAUUUAAAUAUCAUAUUGCAGGUUGAGGCAAACAUCUGAGCAUCUGAUGAGCAAAACUGAGCAUCUCAGUUUUGACCGAUGCUCCUGUGUCUAAAUUAGGGCAUCCUUUUUCUAUCUGUCACUUUCCACAUGGGAAUCUGGUUAUCUUUUGGAAGGGAGAGCAGUGAGAUAACAGCCGGUAGGCACACAUGCACAAAUGCACGCACAUUCGCACACCCUUCACAACUGUUGCUUGAUGCUCAAGAAUCAGGGCAAAACACAACAUAGCCAGAAGAAGCUUUUUUCCCCAUGCAUGUCAGCAACAGGGGCAGCCGUGUCUAUUGUUUAUGUGAUGCAUCAUUUGAAAAGAGCUGCAGGCUGCCAUCUUGAUUUUUUUGACCAUACUCUGUGCAGACUCCCAGUUUAAAACAAUAUUCUAGAGAGGCUAUGCUGCCUGUGGCCUCUCCUCCAUUGUUACCCUCUGGGGAUUUGGGAAGUUGUAAUUCAUCACAUCUGGGCUGUGGUGAGAAAGGCUGCCUUAAGGUUCCCGUCCUUUGCUCAAGUGGAAAGAGGACUGCUGCGAACACGGAUUCCCAAGCCAGAGGAAGCCCCAAACGCUCCAUAAAAGUUAAAAGAUAUUUGGGGGGGGGAUGAUCUACCAAUGCACAUGUCUUGUCCCAGAUUUACCUCUGCUAAGGGAACUGGAAUAAAACUGGAAUAAUAAAACUGGAAUUAAUUUGCAUCGUAAGGCAUGCUUUUUCAAAAACUGCUUUCCCUUUUCUUGUAUUUCCUUUUUUUAAAAAGGCAGUUCUACAAGUAGUCCUCAAGUUACAACAACAAUCGGGACUGGAAUUUCAGACACAAAGCAAUGUAGUCAUUAAGAGAGCCACAAUAUCCGUCCAACUUGAUUUUAUGACCAUUUUUACCCCAACCAUUUGUCUGGAACGGUGUAGGGUUUCCUGCUUGAGCAGGAGGUUGGACUAGAAGACCUUUAAGGUCCCUUCCAACUCUUGUUAUUCUGAGCUGCAUAGUCGUUAAGUGGAUCACAUCACCAGAUUGUUACCUUGAUCUGCUUCCCCAACUGCUUGUCAGAGGCUGGCUGGGAAGGUCCCAAGUGUGAUCAUGUGACUACAAGACUGUAAAUGCCAGCCAGAUCAAAUUGCUAUCUCCUGACUGUGACGGUUACGCAACAGUCAUAACUUCGAGGGCAGGUCACGAGUCACUUUUUCCAAGGUGGUCAUAACUUGGAAUUGUUAAACAGUUGUAAGUUGAGGACUAACUGUAUUUUUCCCACCAGGUUCAUUUCUUUCCCACCCUUCUUGCUGCAGCGGUAAAUCUAAAGGCAUCUUUUAAAAUUAGGUCUGAACCCAGACAGGUGGAAGGGGUGACCCAGUCUUAACGUUGAGUCCUAUUGAGAGAAAUGGCCUUCCCAAAUUGGAAGUUCUCUUCAAGUUGGCCAAGGGCUGUGGGAACUCCUAGCCCUGUGGCUCUCAAGGAUGCUAGGAUGGAGAAGGCCUCCUUUGCAACCCAUCCCCAUCCUAUCAGAUAGCAAGGUGCACGGAGCAGCUCCCAUCUGGCACCUGAGACUGACAGCUUCUCCGAUUCCAGUGCAUGCUCUCUUUUUUCAAAAAAUAAACGCACAAAGGAGAUGGGUUAAAGUGAAUGGGGGGAGGGGGGACAUCUUUAGCUGAAGUAAGGCUGUGUACAUUCUGUUUCUCAGGUAAACAAAGGACCCUACGGACAUUGGAGAUUUGGCCUUGAAGGGUGGGGGAGGCCAAGGGGGAAAUGGGGCUGGACUGCGAGGGGAUGAUGACUGAGAGAUUGGCAUGGGAAGAAAAUGGAGCCUGCAAACACUGGAAGAGUUGGGUGGGGUGUUACAAAAGAGCCUUUUGAGAUGUAGAGCAGGGGUCUUCAAACUUGGCCACUUUAAGACUCGGGGACUUCAACUCCCAGAAUUCUGGGAGUUGAAGUCCCCAAGUGGCAUAGAACAUAGAAUAAUAGAGUUGGAAGGGACCUUGGAGGUCUUCUAGUCCAACCCUCUGCUCAAGCAGGAGACCCUAUACUAUUCCAGACAAGUGGCUGUCCAGUGUCUUCUGAAAAAGCCACCAGCCAAUGUCUGAAGGCAAGCCGUUCCACUGGUUGAUUAUUCUCACUGUUAGGAAAUUUCUCCUUAAUUUCAUGUUGCUUCUCUACUUGGUUAGUUCCCAUCAAUUGCUUCUUGUCUUGCUUUUUGAUGCUUUGUAGGAGCCCCUCAAAUAUUGGAACACUGCUAUCCUGUCUCCCCUAGUCCUUCUUUUCAUUAGACUAGACAGACAUACAAGUCUUAAAGUUGCCAUGUUUGGAGACCCCUGACGUAGAGAAAGGAGAAAGGGUUGUUCAAAAGCACAAAAGGGGGUAUAUUUUGAAACUGUGAGGGAGGCAACGAAGCCUCCAUUCAGCUGCUUUUUUCGUUCUGAGUCCCCUUCGGAAGCAGGGGAACCCCCUGCUCUCCUUCUGCAAUUCAGGGUGGGCCCCGCUGCCCCCAUUGCUUUGAAUGUACUGCUCCUUCGCUUCACUUUCGUAGAAUUAGAGGCACCUCUCUCCUGAGUUGCAAUUUAGGCGGGAUCUGCAGGGUGUGGGCAAGAAAGUCAAGAUGUCGGGCGCCACGGUGCCAUCUGGGCUCUGCCUGUGUUUGAGGUGCAUCACUUUGAUCCCAGCUGCCAUCUGGACUUCCUUGGCCGCAUCCUUGGGGACACCCCCGGUUGCCACUGUUUUACGGUGCUAACUUUGAUCGCCCCUCCCCCCAAGCAUUGAGGCGAAGCUACUUGGCCCUUGGAAUGAAUGUAACAUACCAAUUUCCGUUUAAUGGUGUACACUGCAAUUUUAACAUAUUUGUGAAUGAUUUGCCUUUUAUUUUUCCUUUUUUCUUUUAGAACAAGCUUUAUAUAUAUUCUGUAGAGUCAAUUGAAGUAUAAUUCUUAAGGAUCACUCUAAGACGCCUACAAAAUCUUGUAUAUUUUUAAGUGUGCCAAUUUGUAAAAUAUUUUGUAAGUGUAUAUUUUUCUUAGGAAAGUGCUGUGAAGUGUUUGUAUGUGUGCGGUUCCCCUUUUUGGCACUCCACCGAGGUGCUAAUAAAAGGAUGUAUACUUCAAAGGUUUCUGGUUUUAAAAACCAAAAUACAAAGAAAAAAAAUUAAACUUUUGUUGGGAAUUUUGUAAUAAAAAGAAAUGUUGUGAAAGAGUGUAGUGAUAUUGUGUAAAGGAAACUGGAAAAAAAAAUUUGUGAGCGCUUUGCUGUUUUAUAGAUCCUCCUGUAAAUUAUUCUUGUAAUAUUUUUGGUUUUGUUGUUCUUGUUGCAAAGGUUUUAAAUAUUUGUGACUGACUCUGUACGGUGAAAACGUCAUAUUGUUAACUUGCUGAGUUUUGUUAUAUUGUUUAUGGAAUAAAUAAAAAUAAAAAAAACUCAUUUUAAGAUGAAG